Schistocerca piceifrons (Central American locust) is the source of this 828-nucleotide messenger RNA. RefSeq lists its product as uncharacterized. Lineage: Eukaryota; Metazoa; Arthropoda; Insecta; Orthoptera; Acrididae. The transcript has a single exon. The record is from RefSeq and is a predicted model, not a curated record. The coding region runs from base 1 to 828 and encodes 275 amino acids.
AUGAAUGAUAAUUUAGAAACUGAUGUCCCGAGUGAUAGUAAAACCGAGGAGUUGCCAAAACAAACUGACACUCCUGGAUUCAACCAGUUAGGAAUUAAUGGCAGUAUUUCUUCUGGGCAAGGGGCAGAAGUUAGCAAUGCUCAAGCUAUGUCCAUACAGGAUAUGCUAACACCAUUAUUUGAAAAGUUUACUAUUAAAGAGCAGGAGCGUGAAAAACAAUGCGAGCUUAAAGAGCAGGAGCGUGAAAGACAACGUCAGCAGGAAAAGGAAAAACGUAGACAGGAAAAGCUUAUAGAAAAACAGCAACAGGAGCUCAGGGACCAAGAAAAGGAAAAGAAAUUUAUGGAAAAUAUAAACAAUAUUUUUCUGGAAAGAGAUAAAGAAACUGUCGGUAGGAUAAAUCAAGUGUUGGUCGAAUGUGAUAAUACUAUUACUACCCAUUUUAAGCAGGAGAUCGAUGCAGUAAGAACCACUAUUGAACCGUUAACAAACAUACCAAUUCAGGUCAAUAGUUUUCAGACUGAAGUAGAUAGACUAGAGAACCAAUUCAAAGCCUUGGCUACCGCUGUGGAAACAAUGCAGGAGGACAUUCCCUCGGAAAUCCCAAAGCAAGUCCGAACAGAAGUAGCCAGGGUGCUGAGCUCUGAAAAUCAAAACUUUGAAAAUCUGACAGUAUGCAGUAAUGACAACACUGGUACUGACAGGCAAAAGAUCGCAGAUAAUCUGACGGCGAAUAUUAAUGCACCACAAGGAAGGCCAAAUUUUGGUAAUCAACCGAUAUUACCAGAGCAAUAUGUGACACCAAGGAACAAUAAUAGUGGAAUAUAA